This is a messenger RNA of Saccharomyces paradoxus, 2145 nucleotides long. RefSeq names its product glutamine-dependent NAD(+) synthetase (gene QNS1). The coding region runs from base 1 to 2145 and encodes 714 amino acids. Gene Ontology annotation, molecular function: NAD+ synthase (glutamine-hydrolyzing) activity; ATP binding; glutaminase activity. The transcript has a single exon. The record is from RefSeq and is a predicted model, not a curated record. Lineage: Eukaryota; Fungi; Ascomycota; Saccharomycetes; Saccharomycetales; Saccharomycetaceae. Gene Ontology annotation, cellular component: cytoplasm. Gene Ontology annotation, biological process: NAD+ biosynthetic process.
AUGUCACAUCUUAUCACUUUAGCUACGUGUAAUUUGAAUCAAUGGGCCCUGGAUUUUGAAGGUAAUAGAGACCGUAUCCUAGAGUCCAUUAAGAUUGCCAAAGAGAGAGGUGCCAGGUUACGUGUUGGCCCAGAACUAGAAAUAACUGGCUAUGGAUGUUUAGAUCAUUUCUUAGAAAAUGAUGUUUGCCUUCAUUCGUGGGAAAUGUACGCUCAAAUCAUUAAGAAUAAAGAAACUCAUGGAUUAAUUCUUGACAUCGGUAUGCCUGUUCUGCAUAAGAAUGUUCGUUAUAAUUGUCGUCUGUUAUCCUUGGAUGGUGAGAUAUUGUUCAUAAGACCCAAGAUUUGGUUAGCUAAUGAUGGUAACUAUAGGGAAAUGAGAUUUUUUACACCUUGGAUGAAACCUGGCGUAGUGGAGGACUUUAUCCUUCCACCUGAAAUUCAAAAAGUUACGGGUCAGAGACUUGUGCCAUUUGGAGACGCUGUGAUAAAUUCAUUGGAUACGUGCAUUGGUACAGAAACUUGUGAAGAAUUAUUUACUCCCCAAUCGCCCCAUAUCGCCAUGUCAUUAGAUGGUGUGGAAAUCAUGACGAACUCAUCUGGUUCUCAUCAUGAACUGCGUAAAUUAAAUAAAAGACUAGACCUAAUUUUAAAUGCCACCAAACGUUGUGGUGGUGUUUACUUGUACGCGAAUCAAAGAGGUUGUGAUGGUGAUAGAUUAUAUUAUGAUGGCUGUGCAUUAAUUGCCAUUAAUGGUACAAUUGUAGCCCAAGGUUCACAAUUUUCUCUAAAUGAUGUGGAAGUUAUUACCGCUACUGUGGACCUUGAAGAAGUGAGGAGUUACCGUGCAGCUGUCAUGUCCCGUGGUCUGCAAGCUUCCUUGGCAGAAAUAAAGUUCAAACGUAUUGAUAUUCCCGUAGAAUUGGCCUUGAUGACCUCCAGAUUUGAUCCUACAGUGUGUCCAACAAAAGUUCGUGAACCUUUCUAUCACUCUCCUGAGGAAGAAAUUGCAUUGGGCCCCGCUUGCUGGAUGUGGGAUUAUUUAAGACGCUGUAACGGCACGGGGUUUUUUCUUCCUUUAUCUGGGGGUAUUGACUCUUGUGCAACAGCAAUGAUUGUUCACUCCAUGUGCCGCUUAGUCACAGACGCUGCUCAAAAUGGAAAUGAGCAAGUUAUUGAAGACAUUCGUAAGAUAACACGUAGCGGCGAUGAUUGGAUUCCAAACAGUCCACAAGAAGUAGCCUCAAAAAUAUUUCACUCCUGUUUCAUGGGUACGGAAAAUUCAUCCAAGGAGACAAGGAACAGAGCAAAAGACCUUUCCAAAGCUAUUGGAUCUUACCAUGUUGACUUAAAGAUGGACUCCUUAGUAUCCAGUGUGGUAUCUUUAUUCGAAGUAGCCACUGGAAAAAAACCAGUAUUCAAAAUAUUUGGGGGAUCUCAAAUCGAGAAUUUGGCUUUACAGAACAUUCAGGCGCGUCUAAGAAUGGUUCUUUCAUAUCUUUUUGCACAACUGUUGCCGUGGGUUCGUGGUAUCCCAAACUCUGGUGGCCUGUUAGUGCUCGGUAGUGCAAAUGUUGAUGAAUGCUUGCGUGGGUAUCUAACAAAAUAUGACUGCUCUUCCGCAGAUAUCAAUCCUAUUGGAGGUAUUUCAAAGACUGACUUGAAAAGAUUCAUUGCGUACGCUUCAAAAGAGUAUGACAUGCCAAUCUUAGAUGACUUUUUAAAUGCCACACCAACUGCAGAAUUGGAACCUAUGACUAAGGAUUACGUGCAAUCAGAUGAGAAAGAUAUGGGGAUGACAUAUGAGGAAUUGGGUGUGUUUGGUUAUCUAAGAAAGGUUGAAAAAUGUGGUCCUUAUUCUAUGUUCUUAAAACUCCUUCAUCAAUGGUCCCCAAAGUUAACACCUCGUCAAAUAUCUGAAAAGGUAAAAAGAUUUUUUUUCUUCUACGCUAUCAACAGACACAAACAAACUGUUUUAACUCCUAGUUAUCAUGCUGAACAGUAUUCACCAGAAGACAACAGAUUUGAUUUACGUCCUUUCUUAAUCAACCCAAGAUUUCCAUGGGCUUCAAGAAAAAUUGACGAAGUUGUUGAGGAAUGCGAAGCACAUAAAGGUUCAACGCUUGACAUUAUGUCAAUUGAUUAG